AUGAAGAUGGCGAUGAAUGGCCGGUUUUUCACAAUCGGGCUCGUCACGUCUUGGUACUCAUCCAACAUCGGAGUUCUGCUGCUGAACAAGUACUUGCUCAGCAAUUACGGCUUCAAGUACCCGAUCUUCCUCACCAUGUGCCACAUGACGGCGUGUUCGCUUCUCAGCUACAUCGCCAUUGCUUGGUUGAAGAUGGUUCCGAUGCAGACGAUCCGAUCCCGGGUCCAGUUCUUUAAGAUCUCAGCUCUAAGCCUCGUCUUCUGUGUGUCGGUGGUCUUCGGAAACAUCUCCCUCCGCUUUCUCCCCGUUUCCUUCAACCAAGCCAUUGGCGCCACGACGCCGUUUUUCACAGCCGUCUUCGCUUACCUCAUGACCCUCAAGAGAGAGGCUUGGUUGACUUACUUCACUCUCGUCCCCGUCGUCACUGGUGUUGUUAUUGCCAGCGGGGGUGAGCCAAGCUUUCACCUGUUUGGAUUCCUUAUGUGCAUCGCAGCCACAGCAGCAAGAGCUCUUAAAUCAGUGCUUCAAGGAAUUCUGCUUUCUUCUGAAGGGGAAAAGCUCAACUCCAUGAAUCUCCUCCUUUACAUGGCUCCAAUAGCUGUCGUUUUCCUUCUGCCCGCUACUCUUAUCAUGGAGAAAAAUGUUGUCGGCAUUACUAUCGCGCUUGCAAGAGAUGAUUUCAGAAUCGUUUGGUAUCUGCUAUUCAAUUCAGCGCUCGCCUACUUCGUGAACUUGACAAAUUUCUUAGUCACGAAACACACUAGCGCCCUCACUCUGCAGGUGCUAGGAAACGCCAAAGGAGCAGUAGCAGUGGUGGUCUCUAUUCUAAUAUUCAAGAAUCCGGUUUCAGUGACCGGAAUGCUCGGUUACUCCCUAACUGUCUGUGGAGUUAUCCUCUACAGCGAAGCCAAGAAACGGAGCAAAUAA
Messenger RNA from Thlaspi arvense, 927 nucleotides. The record is from the annotation of a GenBank genome assembly. Lineage: Eukaryota; Viridiplantae; Streptophyta; Magnoliopsida; Brassicales; Brassicaceae.